CGCGGGGUGCAGGCGAUCGCCGUCGGGGCUCGGGCGGCGGCAGUGGGCGCAGGCUCCCCGGUGCCCGCCCCUCCGCUCCGGGGGGGCACGAGCGGGCGGCCGGGGGGGGGGCCGGCACCGCCGCCGCAAAAUGAGCCUGCUGUCGGCCAUCGACACGAGCGCCGCCUCGGUGUACCAGCCGGCCCAGCUGCUCAACUGGGUCUACCUGUCGCUGCAGGACACGCACCAGGCGAGCGCCUUCGAUGCCUUCCGGCCCGAGCCGCCCGCUGGUGCCGCGCCCCCAGAGCUGGCCUUCGGCAAGGGCCGCCCAGAGCAGCUGGGCUCGCCCCUGCACUCCAGCUAUCUCAACAGCUUCUUCCAGCUGCAGCGCGGAGAGGCGCUGAGCAGCAGCGUGUACAAGAGCGCCUCGCCCUACGGCUCCCUCAACAACAUCGCCGACGGCCUCAGCUCCCUCACCGAGCACUUCUCCGAGCUGACCCUCACCUCUGAGACCCGCAAGCCCAGCAAGCGGCCCCCGCCCAACUACCUGUGCCACCUGUGCUUCAACAAAGGACACUACAUCAAGGACUGCCCCCAGGGCAAGACCAGCAUCUGUUACAGGCCCAGAGGUGGAAGGAAGCAGUGA
This is a messenger RNA of Balaenoptera ricei (Rice's whale), 625 nucleotides long. RefSeq names its product zinc finger CCHC domain-containing protein 24-like. Lineage: Eukaryota; Metazoa; Chordata; Mammalia; Artiodactyla; Balaenopteridae. Bases 131 to 625 code for a protein of 164 amino acids. Gene Ontology annotation, molecular function: zinc ion binding; nucleic acid binding. The record is from RefSeq and is a predicted model, not a curated record. The transcript has a single exon.